Amyelois transitella is the source of this 1024-nucleotide messenger RNA. It is a transcript of the gene Ork, whose product is annotated as orcokinin peptides. The transcript is spliced from 4 exons. The record is from RefSeq and is a predicted model, not a curated record. Lineage: Eukaryota; Metazoa; Arthropoda; Insecta; Lepidoptera; Pyralidae. The coding region runs from base 75 to 854 and encodes 259 amino acids.
ACAACCACAACCAGCGCCAUUGAACCGGCACUACCCUCGGCACCAACAGCUCCAACAGGUACAGAAGUGGCAAGAUGCGUGGCGUCAGUGGAGUGUUAGCGGUGUCCAUCGCAUUGCUGGUCAGCUGCAGUGCUGAUCCUCAUCAGGAAUCGGAAGUGAGCAACAGCGAACAUAAUUCGGGCGAUCGUUACGACGGAACUGACUACCGCAAGGAAGAACUAGAAGAUUUCAUACGAUUUCUAGUCCGAUAUGAAGCUGAUCGUAAUAUAAACGGAAUAGGUGGAAAUACCUUGCUUGGAAGAAAUCUUAAUGGCGUAGGGGGUAGUUCACUGUUGGGUAGAAACCUUGCUGGAAUCGGUGGAUCCUCAUUAGUGGGAAGAAAUUUAGCAAUGAGUGGCACAAGCUUCUGGCAAGGCAGAAACCUGCACGGUAUCGGAGGAUCAGGCCUAGCAGGCAGAAAUUUAAAUGGAGUAGGUGGCUCUUCUUUGCUUGGAAGAGAGAUAGAGGGGAAUAGAUACUCGAGAUUCCUUGAUUCACUUGGAGGUGGCAAUCUUGUACGUAACUUGGACUCCCUUGGUGGAGGAAAUCUUGUAAGAAAUUUAGAUUCGCUUGGAGGCGGUAAUUUAGUCAGAAAUCUCGAUUCCCUCGGUGGUGGUAACCUCGUGCGAAACUUGGACUCCAUCGGAGGUGCUAACAUGGUGAAGAAAAACCUAGAUCAACUCGGAGGCCCCAAUUUAGUGAAGAGAAAUCUAGAUUCAUUGGGAGGUGGAAAUUUGGUCCGGAACCUGGACUCCUUGGGUGGUGGCAACUUAGUGCGCGAGUUGGAUUCCAUUGGCGGCGCUAAUUUAAUAUAAUUUUAUAAUAAGAAUCCUUACCACCAAUUUUAAAAUAAAUCAUAAUUCCAUAAAACAUACAACGUAAAAAAUGUGAUACCUACAGUUAACUUUUUGAGUACUAGUUGAAUUUUGUCGUUGUUUAUCCUCGAUGUUAACAAUUAUAUAAAAUAAAUUAUAGCAACAUUUAA